Molecule: messenger RNA, 2409 nt
Organism: Candida dubliniensis CD36
Lineage: Eukaryota; Fungi; Ascomycota; Pichiomycetes; Serinales; Debaryomycetaceae
Product: MutS family protein
Exons: 2
Coding region: 1-2409 (802 amino acids)
Biological process (GO): mismatch repair; chiasma assembly
Cellular component (GO): nucleus
Molecular function (GO): ATP-dependent DNA damage sensor activity; ATP binding; mismatched DNA binding
Source: RefSeq, a predicted model, not a curated record
AUGAAUGAAGAUACUACACAACUGUCUAUCCAAGAUGUGACAUUUCUUGACACAGAAUGCCAACGAAUUUUAUCGUUAGAUAUCAAAGGCUCUUUGUUUGGCGCAUCUUGUCUUAAUGGGGAGAUAAAAAAGCUCAAAAUUUUUGAAGACUGCCACAUAAAUCAUCCCGAAACCUAUAUUGAAUCAAUAAUAAAUGAGUUUGGUCCUACUAUUGUUUUUGUCAGUUCUAGGACAACCACUAAUGUGGUCUCCAUUCUUGAAGAUAUAAAAGAUGUAUAUGAAUUCACGUUUUACGUAAAAAUUGUUGCAGAUUUUACCAAAUUUGAUACUAAAAGGUUGGUUGAAUCAUUUUAUAGCCUUGCAAAUAAUAACAAUGUACACAUAUUUGCUACUUCUGCAUUGAAAUCUUCAAGUAUUAGAAUUACGUUAGGUACAAUUAAUGCAUUAUGGUUGGGAAUAGCGGAGUUUGUUGACCCUUCAUGUUGUUGUAUUGCCGAUUUGGUUGAUAGUUUAGAGUUUUGUUCUUUUCAAGAUAUUAUGUUCAUUGAUGUUGAUCUGCUUUAUGCACUUCAGAUACUACCAGAAACUCGAAAAUCACUCAAUAUAAAUUCGAAAUCUCAAAAGUUAUCCCUUUAUGACUUGUUAAACAACACCGUGACCAUUGAAGGGGCCAAGUUAUUAAAAGAUUGGGUCAGAAAACCACUAACCGAUAUUACAAAACUCCUUUCUCGUCAAAAUACCGUUAAAAUUCUUAGUCUGUCAGAAUUACACGAGAUUAGAUCAAAUAUCAGAAAAGGUUUGAAAUAUACUAAAAACUGCAAAUCAAUAGUGAAUGGGUUAGAAGCAGGUAAACUGAGUUGGAAAGUAUGGAAAAAUCUUAUUUUGUUUUUACAAAAUGUCAUGUACCUACUGAAACAAAUCAGACUUUGUUUUCUGGAAACAAAUAUGCCUCCAGAACUAGCCCUAUUUUACAACCAAGAAUUGAUGAUUGAUUUUAAUGAAUUAGAAAAAUUUAUUCUUCUGUACGCUGAGCCUAUAACUUCUGAAGAAGACAAUAAAAUGAGAAUAAUCAACGGCAUUGAUGAUACUCUUGAUGAAUUGAGAAUUCAGUAUAACAACCUUGAAGAAUUACUUCAAGAAACAACUGGAAUUAUAGCUGCAAAAUUCUCAGAAGAGGUGUUCAAUACAGUUUAUAUACCACAACUUGGGUUCUUGGUGUCUCGAAAAGCAGAUAUUGAAAAUGCUGAUACAACAUUUAUGCCUGAUGAAUGGCAAGAAGUGUUCAGAACAAGUACCAACAUUUAUUACAAAACUGAAGAGGUUUGGCAAUUGGAUGAACAGUUUGGUGAUAUUUACACCUUGAUUAAUGAUCGGGAGAUCGAGAUCAUUCAGAGCAUGUUGGCAAAAGUGUCAGAAUUCAACACGGUGAUCAUCCAAGUGGGGGAAGCGGCAAUAGAAUUGGACUGCUUGUGCAGUUUAUCGGAAGUUUCCCAAUACAGGAAUUAUGUUUUCCCUUGUAUUACUGAUACCAAUGAAUUGGAGAUAAUCCAAGGGAGACACCCUCUAGUAGAGACUUUUCUGAAUAUGUUUGUCCCAAACAAUACAAUAUUUGAACCAGAAGAGAAAAUAAUGGUGGUCACAGGAGCAAAUUUAUCUGGCAAAUCAGUAUAUCUCAAUCAGACUGCCUUGAUAGUAGUGAUGGCUCAAAUUGGUUGUGCAGUACCAGCAGAGAAAGCCACUCUUGGAAUAGUUGAUAAGAUACUCACUAGAAUUCUGUCUCGUGAAUCGUUAGAUAAACAGCAAAGCACUUUUGCCAUAGAUGUUUAUCAACUCUCAAAAUGUAUUUCCUUAGCGACAGACCGGUCUUUGGUUAUUGUUGAUGAGUUUGGAAAGGGAAGCGAUCCCAUUGAUUCCACAUCAAUGUUUGGAGGCACACUAAGCUAUUUUGGAAAGAAAAGUCUAGAUUGUCCCCGUUGCAUUUUCUCUACCCACUUUUUAGAUUUAUUUAAGGAUAAAGAGCUUUGUGAGAUGUACCAGUCACGGAAAACAAAAAUGAUGUCUACCGAGAUUUUGCUUGAGAAAACUACAAAUAGUCUGUUAGACAAUGUUACAUAUCUUUACAAGGUGAAACCUGGACUUGCAGAAAAGAGCUUUGGUAUUUACUGUGCAAAAGUUUGUGGGAUUCCACAAAAUGUAAUCCAAAGAGCAGAGUGCAUUGCUCAAAUGUUAAAUAAUGGAGAAGAUGUAGCCUAUGAAUUAACACGAUUAUCUGAGGAGGAAGAACAAAACUAUUCUGUUGCAAAAAAAGUGGUUACAAAAUUCUUAGAUAUUGAAUUUGAAGAUGCAGAAUUAUCUAUUAAUGACUCUAUUCACUAUACAUCCAAAUUUGAUGAAAUAUUUCAAGGCUAA